Brassica oleracea var. oleracea is the source of this 1347-nucleotide messenger RNA. RefSeq names its product annexin D1. The coding region runs from base 178 to 1131 and encodes 317 amino acids. The transcript has 5 exons. Gene Ontology annotation, cellular component: cytoplasm. The record is from RefSeq and is a predicted model, not a curated record. Lineage: Eukaryota; Viridiplantae; Streptophyta; Magnoliopsida; Brassicales; Brassicaceae. Gene Ontology annotation, molecular function: calcium-dependent phospholipid binding; calcium ion binding.
GAAAGAGUAUAAUCCAUUUGGUUAGGGGGUAUAUUUCAUUAGUAUAUACGGACAGGCCACGUCGUGUCUUAAAGCCUUUUCCCUCUAUAAAAUCAAUCAUCUAUCUGCUUCAACUCUCAACAUACGUACACUUCACCAGAGAGGCAGUGAAAGAUACAAGAACCGGCAAAGCAAAACAUGGCGACCCUUAAGGUUUCAUCUCAUGUUCCUUCUCCAUCUGAAGAUGCUGAGCAACUGAAAAGCGCCUUUGACGGAUGGGGUACCAACGAGGACUUGAUCAUUUCAAUUUUGGCUCACAGAAGCGCUGAACCGAGGAAGCUGAUCAGGCAAACAUACCAUGAAGCCUGUGGAGAAGACCUUCUCAAGACGCUUGACAAGGAACUCACUAGCGACUUCGAGAGAGCCAUCUUGCUCUGGACUCUUGAACCUGGUGAGCGUGAUGCCUUGUUGGCCAAUGAAGCUACCAAAAGAUGGACAUCAAGCAACCAAGUGCUUAUGGAAGUAGCCUGCACAAGGACCUCAACGCAGCUGCUUCACGCUAGGCAAGCUUACCAUGCUCGUUACAAGAAGUCUAUUGAAGAGGAUGUGGCUCACCACACCACCGGUGACUUCAGAAAGCUUUUGGUCUCUCUUGUUAGCUCAUACAGGUAUGAAGGAGACGAGGUGAACAUGACAUUGGCAAAGCAAGAAGCUAAGCUGAUCCAUGAGAAAAUCAAGGACAAGCACUACAGCGAUGAGGAUGUCAUCAGGAUUUUGUCCACAAGGAGCAAAGCUCAGAUCAAUGCUACUUUCAAUCGCUACCAAGAUGAGCACGGCGAGGAAAUCCUCAAGAGUCUCGAGGAAGGAGACGAGGACGACAAAUUCCUCGGACUGUUGAGGUCAACCAUUCAGUGCUUGACAAGACCAGAGCUCUACUUUGUGGAUGUUCUUCGUUCUGCUAUCAACAAAACCGGAACAGACGAAGGAGCUCUCACUAGAAUUGUGACUACAAGAGCUGAGAUUGACUUGAAGGUCAUCGGAGAAGAGUAUCAGAGGAGGAACAGCAUUCCAUUGGAGAAAGCCAUUACCAAAGACACUCGCGGAGAUUACGAGAAGAUGCUUGUCGCACUUCUCGGUGAAGAUGAUGCUUAAAUCAGAUCAAUCCUCCACAGAGAAACAAAAGCUUUCCAGCUUCUGUUUUCUCUCAUCUCUCUCUCUUUCUUUUCUUGAAAUCGUUUGAUUCUGUUCUUUGAAAACUUGUUUGUUGUUUCUGUUGUGUGUUUUGAGUUUCCAAAUAAUGCAUGAGAGAGAAAGAGAUGAACCACUGUGGUCUCUUAAGUUAUAUAAAAGAGUAAUGGCUUCAAAAUU